Molecule: messenger RNA, 1050 nt
Organism: Paramecium tetraurelia
Lineage: Eukaryota; Ciliophora; Oligohymenophorea; Peniculida; Parameciidae
Exons: 4
Source: RefSeq, a predicted model, not a curated record
AUGUAAUAUAAUAGAUUAGGAAACACAGGAUUGCUUGUAUCUUGUUUGGGGUUUGGGAACAUGAUUAACUUUUAGCCAGAGGACGAAGAAGUGAAUAUUGCAAUAAUCAAAAGAGCAUUUGAGGCUGGAAUCAACUUUUUUGAUACUGCAGAAUUUUAUCAACAUGGGGAAGCAGAGAAGUAAUUAGGUAGAUCAAUAAAGAAACUUAAUUUACCACGGGAGAGACUGGUGAUCACAACAAAGGUGUUCAUUAAUCAGACACCAGGAGGAUUGAAUGUUAAUAGAAUGUGCACUUUGAGCAGGAAACAUAUUAUUGAGGCAGUGAAUACAAGUUUACAAAAUUUGUAAUUGGAUUAUGUGGAUGUUGUUUUUGCACAUUAAUUUGAUACAGACACACCAACAGAUGAGAUUGUUAGGGGAUUUAAUUAAUUGAUAGAAGAUGGGAAGGCUUUCUAUUGGGCGACGAGCAAUUGGAAUUCAGCAUAGAUUUAGGAAGCAAUUAAUUAUGCUGAUUUACAUGGACUUAUUAGACCAAUAGCAGAAUAAGGAGAAUAUCAUAUGUUACAGAGGAGUUAGUUUGAAUUUGAUUUGGUAGGUUUGUAUGAGAAAUACAAUUAUGGUACAACCAUUUACAGUCCUCUGUGUGGUGGAUUCUUGACAGGGAAAUACUUGGAUGGAAUACCAGAGGAUAGUAGAUGUGCUAAGGAUAAUGGAUGGAUGACUAAGGAGAGAGCUCAGAAUAGAUGGUUAUUGAAAUACAUCAAGAAUCCUAAGAAUGUGGAAGGAGUCAAGAAGAUAGUGGAGUUGGCAAAAGAGUUGAAUGUGACACCAGCCCAAUUGGUGCUGGCUUGGACGAUGAGAAAUAAGGACAUUAAUGUGGCCAUAACAGGUGCACGAACAGUGGCACAAUUGGAGGAAUCUUUGGGGAGUGUUGAAUUGUUAAAGAGAUUUGACGAGAAAUUGGAUGAGAGAUUGGAGAUGAUUUUUGAGAACACUCCUAAACAAGACUUGAAUUACAGAACUUUUUAAUAAAAUAGAAGGAGGAGAUGA